AUGUCAGCAAAGGAAGCAAUGGAAAACAUGAAAAUAAUUCAGAGCGAAUCUCAACGCAUGGCAAGAGAAGCUUAUGUCGAUAUUCCGUAUCACAAACCGAAACAACAUUCCUUGAAGGAGUUUUUAAGCCGAAAAAGCGUUUCGAGGAAGGAAAUUCCGAAAGUUUGUGUCAAAACGACUGCAGCUUCGAUUAAAAUGUCGCAAGAAGAGUUGGAAGAAUAUGAAAAAUUAUUGAAAGAGCGCGAAAAAGAAGCUGCGGAAUUCUUUAAAAGCGAAUCCGAGCCCGAAGAGGAGGAAGAAACGACACCCGAGACAGAGGAAAAGAAGGAAGAAGAGCCAAAAACGGAAGAAAUUGUCGAAAAAUCGAACGCUGAGUUGUUAAAAGAGAUGGAUGAAGCACUUUCGAACGCCGUUGGGCAACAAGACGACAUUUUAUCGAUGAUUGACAAACAAAACAUUGAAAAAACGGAGGAUUCUGCAGCGGAAGUUAACGAAAAAUCUGAAAUUCAAGAAGAAAUUGUCGAAAAAAUUGAAGAAACUCCCGAAAUUGAACCAAAAGUCGUUCCUGAAACCGAAAUUUCGCCUGAAAAAGACCUUCCAAAGUCGCCAGAACAACAAAUCGCCGCAAAAAUCGAAGCAAAACGCAACAAACUUCGUUCUCUUUUGGGAGAUUUGCCGGAAAUCAAGCCAAUUGUUGCCGAUCCAACACUCGUAAUUGACUUAGAAACGGGCGACGUUGUCAAAAAAGAGCUUUCAGGUCCCGAAUUACUCAAAGAAAAGUAUUUGAAGAACGCGAUAGUCAAAUCUCAAGUCCCGCAUGACCAAGAUUUACAAAUUGUCUCGUUGGAAAAUGGGAUGCAUGUCGAACAUGUAACGGUAAAACCGCAAAUUGACACGUUAAAAGUGAAAAAAGACGUGAAACCGGGAGCUGCUUACAUGAAAUUAAAGGAAGAAUUGCAGAAAAAGAUCACCGAAAGUCGUUUGAAGGUCGUUCAAGAGCGAGAAUGCUACACAAAAAAAUUGGAAGAUGAAAAAGCGCAAUAUUCGGGCGAAGAAGAGGAAGAAAAUGAAGAUUUUGAGGAAGAAAAUGAACAAGUUGAUGAAGAAAAUGACGAUAAAAAUGCUGAAAAUGAAGAAAUGGAAGUCGAUGACGUGCCAGAAACAGAAGAAAAUGACGUUGAAAACGAAUCUGAGAGCUCGGAUGAUGAUUCUUCCUCCUCCGACGACGAAGAACUGCCCGAAGCAACUCAAGGAAACGCUAAAAAGAACCGAAUCAUCAAAGCUUUUGAAGAUUCUGACGACGAAACGACCGAAAAACCCUCGGAAGUCUCCACAAAUGAUAUUUCCCUGUCAGAUUCGAUGCCUCUGGGGCAAGUUUUGCCGCCGGAAACGUUCCACGAUGCGUCAAUUACGUCAGAAACAUCCUUCAAAGUGCCCGAAACUCCAACAGAAACGCUCUGGGAUGCGGAAAAAGACGAAGAAGACUUGUCAGCUCUCUGUUCGGGACAAUUUGGAGCGACACAGGCCCCUUCAGAAAUUGUAGAAACGGAAAAUGAUGACAUCAAAGCCUUAUGCGAUGAUAAAGACGUGAACGAAGAUGAUUUAACUGACCUUUGUUCGGGUACUUUUGUCACACAAAUCCCUUUAAAUGCUGAAAAUGAGGAAAAAAUGUUAGAAAAUGAGGCAGAAAGUGUUGAAAAAUCCAAAAAAUCAUCUCCUGAAAAAACAAUUUUGGGUAAAAGGAACGUAAUUCUCUCAUCUGAUGACGAAAAUGACGAAAAAAUCGAAGAAAAUCUCUCGCCAAAGAAGAUUAAAAAGCUGAAAAAGAAGAAAAAACGUCGUGCAGCCCUCGAAAUUUCAGAUGACGAGAGCGAAGAAGAAGAAUUUGACGAAAGUGAAGGAGAAAUCGAGCAAGAAAUUGAAGAUCCUGAAGAAGCGGAAGUAUUUUUGGACUACGAUUCGGAAGAAAAUGAGAUUGAAGUUAAAUUAACGAAGCAGGAUCGUCAAAAAGUAGCUACCAAUUACUUUGAAGCGGAAGCCGAGUUGAGCGGAGAUGAGGUUGGAAGUGCAGAUGAAGACGAAAAAGAUCUCGAUCGCUUCGAUAUCGAACUCGGGGACGAAGAUCAGUUCGAUCAGGAUCAACUUCAAGCUGAAUUAGGCAAAAUUCACAUGCGUCGCGUUUUAGAUGAAGACAAUCGCGAAGUCAAACUGCUUCAAGAGAUGUUCUUCGAAGACGAGGAGAAAGAUGGCGUUGGUCGAACACGGAAAUUCCUGUGGAAAAAUGUAGAUGGCGCUAUCAACUUAAUGGAAGGCGUCGCCAAUGACGAUGAAAAUGCCGGUUUGCAUCACAGCGACGACGAAAACGAAGAAGAAUAUCGUAAAAUGCGACAUGAACGUGAAGCACUUCUCGCGAAAAACAACGAAGAAAAGGAAAAUUCGCUGCAACUCACGAUGGAAGCAACAAACGAGACAACUUUGAUACAAAAAUCAGUCGCAGCUGAGACACAAAUCGUCAAAAAACGCCUCACGAUCAUCAAAAAAACGCUAAAUAACUCUACCGACAACUCUCUGACGACCAAAAAUAGUGACAGUCCAUUCCUGAUUUCCUUCGAUAAGGUUCACAAAGAAUCGCGAGCCUCGUUUUUGGCGAGAGAUGAAGAAACACUGACAAAACUCGCGGGCAUGGUAAAGGAAAAGGAUGGCGAUGCAAUUUCAACGGCAUUGGGAAAAGCGAAAAAUUUCGUAUUUUCGGUUGUGACGCCGCCGCCAGCUUCGAAACAAGGCAAUAAGAGACCCUCGGAUGCUGCGGGAACGGAAGAAACGCAGAAUAAACGACAAAAAGUCGAAAAGUCUGACAAGUUUAAGAAACGCCUACUGGAUAGUCUUGUAUAAAAUUUUAGGUUUUAAGUGAAUGAUAGGAAAUAAAUUUAAAUGAUUCGUAAUUUUUUUUUUAUAUUUU
Molecule: messenger RNA, 2959 nt
Organism: Culicoides brevitarsis
Lineage: Eukaryota; Metazoa; Arthropoda; Insecta; Diptera; Ceratopogonidae
Product: claspin
Exons: 3
Coding region: 1-2892 (963 amino acids)
Biological process (GO): mitotic G2 DNA damage checkpoint signaling; mitotic DNA replication checkpoint signaling; activation of protein kinase activity
Molecular function (GO): anaphase-promoting complex binding
Source: RefSeq, a predicted model, not a curated record